CUCUCUGAUUCAUACGCCGUGCUUUAAAUAGGCAUCAUUAUUCUGUACCUAGUCUAUACCCGCGGGUCCUCUUUCUCAAGGAAGGGGCUUACUAUUCACAUAGGAGCUCGAUAUACUCCAUAUCUCAUUUGAUGCAUGACGGGAAAGCUCACCUAGAAUACUUGCAAACAGCUGCCUAAGACCUUACGCCUCUGUAUCCUCUCACCUGAUCCCUCUUCCUUUGUUAGGACCCUGGGAUGACAGCAGCCAUGGAAGUUACCUUUUCACAUCGGUGUCUCUUUUGCGGCCAGGCGAAGCAUAUCCCUGAAUCUCUCGCCCCAUAUGCCGAACUUCCAUGCUGUAGUAAGUGCGGGCUAUCGGCAUCGGAAAGCAACAUGCGGUUUCAAGAAGGACUCGCAGCACUAUUCGAGAAGAGCAUGACUCUCAAUCUGACAUCAACCUUUGUCGAUGAUCAAACACCGUGUUCUGGUCCUGUUUCUCCCCAGCCCAAGCCAUAUAGUAUCACCCAACACUACCACCACUCCGCGCAUAUAACCCGCCCAAAGGACACCACUAGCAGCACGGAGCUGUUUCCCGCGGUAGUUGACACACUCAGGCGUCACGGCGUUGAUGCAUCGACACUAUCGAAGGGGCAAUGGGAGCUUUAUGAGCGAGCAUUGCCAGAACAACGUUCACGCUUGAUACAGAUAUGGCAGAUAUCUCUGGAGCAUCAAGGUCCUUCCAGUAGUAACGAGGUCGAGGGCGUCACUUUACGAGAUCAGAAAUCAAUUGGACCAGCUGUCGACCUGACUGAGCGCUGCAACGUAUGGAGCGAUACUAGUACGGCUGUUGAUAUGGAUAUGUAUGACUCAGAUCAGGGCACGGGUCACAAUACUCACCACUAUGCCGAACCAUAUAUGAUCACUGGCUAUGAGGCUAUGGCUCAUAGCGAUAAAGAACUCGCCGGCAGAUGGGACAUAAACCCUGUAAGCGAGCCCACCACCGGGUCGCCAUACAAGCUUGCAAAUGAUCCUGCCUAUCGUGCACAGGGCCAGAGACGGUGGGAAUGCGCGCGGUCGGCAUCGUCCGAGUGCCAGUAUGGCAUGUUCGAGGAAAUGGAUCGAUACUCGCACUGCGGUGUUGUGCAGUCUCGUCACUAGGCCUACGCUUGGUUGCUA
Molecule: messenger RNA, 1157 nt
Organism: Aspergillus homomorphus CBS 101889
Lineage: Eukaryota; Fungi; Ascomycota; Eurotiomycetes; Eurotiales; Aspergillaceae
Exons: 2
Coding region: 249-1139 (296 amino acids)
Source: RefSeq, a predicted model, not a curated record